Messenger RNA from Triticum dicoccoides, 1610 nucleotides. Its product is annotated as AUGMIN subunit 3-like. Gene Ontology annotation, biological process: microtubule organizing center organization; spindle assembly. The transcript is spliced from 10 exons. The record is from RefSeq and is a predicted model, not a curated record. Gene Ontology annotation, cellular component: microtubule organizing center; mitotic spindle; HAUS complex. NCBI's taxonomy places the organism in Eukaryota, Viridiplantae, Streptophyta, Magnoliopsida, Poales, Poaceae. Bases 252 to 1250 code for a protein of 332 amino acids.
CUUUAAAAAUGUAUGUCGGAAAAUUCAACAUCUAUGACAGAUAUAAGUACUCGAGUGUUCCUUCAGAUACCACAUGACAUGGACUCAGAUUUAUAUCUCUUCUUUGACGUUUUGAUGUCCGUUGGAUAUUAUCUUUUAACAGUCUACCUUAUAGUCACCAUCAAAUUGAAGAGCCAUUCUACUUGUUGUACUAAGGCUUCUCUCCUAUUAAAAGAUUUGCUAAAAGUAAAAAACAGUACAUUGAAGCACAAAUGGAACAUGCUAAUGAGGAGGCUACACUUUCGAAGCUGAGAGCUCAGUUGGCAUCCCAACACUCAUAUAUUCAUGAAGACAUCCAUUCUCUAAGGAGGAGAAAUUCUGAACUUACAGAAGAGCUGAAGGAUCUCUCCCUUCAAGUGCAGGAAUGCCUAUCCGAGACUGUCGCGAGCUUGUGUUCUGACCUGGCUCGACUUGAGGGUGCAAAUAUUCUGCAAGGGGAUCAUAACUUGAUUGUUCAUCGCCAGGAAUGCUACAUAAGCCAGCAAAAAAGGUUCAUCAAUCAUUUGGUGAAUCAGCUUGCUGCUCAUCGGUUUCUGGCGAUAGCCUGCCAGCUUGAAAGACGGACAAAAAUUUUGAGUGCCUAUUCAUUGUUGAAAGCUACAGAAAUGGAGCUGCAGAGCUACGUAUUAGCUGUCAAUAGUCGCCUGGACCAAUAUCAUCUAAUUGGCGAAGCCGCGUCUAGCAUGAUCGAAGAAGGGUCUAUUGAUGACCGGGAUACUUUUCUCCAUGCGGUGAGGGAUAUUCUUAGCAGUUACUCAGUUUUUGUAGGUUCUCAAACAAUGACACCAACAUAUGUUUCAGCAUGUGCUUUGGUUGAGCAGAUAUCUGAGUUGGAGGAUGAGCUCCACUGUUAUCAGCAUGAGCUUGAAAAUGUUCUUCCACGUGAACGGGGAAGAUUUAUCGAUGAACAAUGCAGGAUGGUCCAAAUACUCGAGCAGAUUUUAUCUGUACCCGUUACACAUAUGCUACCAAAAUUUACACCAUGGCCACUGGCGCAAGCACUUGAAGAAUUGGAAAUGAUCAGCUAUGAAGUCUCUGCUUCUGUUAAUGAAGUAAUGAUGGCUCGAGAGGAAAAGACCAAGAUGUUACAGCAGCCUUCACGCAAUGCGCAGCAGGAGAGACGCGUAUUCGCCGAUUUCUUCUGCCAUCCAGGACGGCUUGAGAAUCAAGUCAGAGAGCUGACUUCUCGUGUUAGAGGAAUCCCGGAGUAAUGUUGGGUAGGGUGGUCAAUAAGGCAAGUGCAGAGUCUUGUUUGCAUUCUUGUCUUGCUCAGCUCGAAGUCUUUCCUCCGGAGUUUUUUUUUUUGAAAACACAAGACUUAUUCAUUCAAAAUAACAAGUACAUCGUUUACGAGGAGGGUACAAUUUCACCCGAAGCCUCCUAAAACCAGUCACUAGUCAAAGAAAAUCUAGCUAGCUUAGCAAGCUCAUGAGCAACCUUAUUCGCUUCCCUAAAACAGUGUUCAAAACUAGUAUUCACGAAGCCCUAGAUUUUUGGUUUGGGCCGAGCUGGAUUUGAACCAGCGUAGACAUUAUCAACGAAUUUACAGUCCGUCCCCAUUAACCACUCGG